GCUAUAUUGAAGUCGUAGUCAUUCUGUGUAAUUUUCAAAGUACAGCAAGCUUUUCCAAUUUGUUCCAUUGCAAUAAACAUCUUGGAUAAGAAAAUUGUUUGGAGACAAGUUUGGUCAUCGUUCGAAUUCAGUUGAAAGAAACAUUCGAAAUAAAGGUUGGAAAUCAUGUUGUGGAAAAAGGAAUCGAAUAAAAGUGAUUCACUGUAUGUGGAUUUUUGUGCGUUGCACGCAAAAGAAUACAUGAAUGCUGCACCCAGGCGAUCAGCGUUCAAAACAACCGAAAAAAGUGACGUGAUUUCGGUGCAGAAACGUGUCGAAGGAAACCAGCUCUUUGGCCAGUGCAAGUGGGCUGAUGCAAUGGAAAUGUAUAAUGAAAGUCUCUGCUAUGCUGAAAAUGGAUCAACGAAUAUAAGCUUGGCAUAUGCGAAUCGUGCAUCGUGUUUCUUGAAAAUGGAAUUGUACAACGAAUGUCUCACUGACAUCGAAUUGGCGAAAGCAGCAGGCUAUCCAGCGGAUUUGGAACCGAAAUUAGAUCGACGCAAAGAACAGUGUCUGAAAGGUGUCAGCGAUGGUGCGAAACCAUUUGGAAUAUUCGAGCCGGCCUUAAGUUUCCAGCCAAACGAGCAAUUUCCAUCCAUUGCAAAUGUAUUAAAAUUAGAGCGAAAUGCCAACGACUAUUCAGUUGUUGCCGAACAAGAUAUUGAUGUGGGUCAAAUAAUUGCUGUUGAGAAGGCAUUCUUGGUCUAUUCCUACAUACGAUAUGGAUUGCAAUGUAGCAUUUGCUUUAAGAGGAAUGCGAAUCUAUUACCGUGCAAAAAGUGUACGGCCGCAUUGUUCUGUUGUAACGAGUGUUAGCACAGUUCAAUUCAUGAAUAUGAAUGCGGCAUAAAGUUUAGUAUUGACAACAAUGAGAAUGGAAACACGAUGAAAGAGAUUCGAAUUUUGUUGAUGGUCAUCAAUAUGUUUGCAAAUAUGGACGAACUGAUUGAUUUCGUGGAGGAAGCGAUCAAAAGCGAUCCAAUGGAGUUGCCAGCGACAUUGAUGGAUGAAAAAUCAAAAUAUCGUGCAUUUUUAAAACUUCCAAUCGGCCCAGAAGCAAUUUCAAAGGAAUAUUUUGCUUUCCUUGUGUCUCGCAUCUACAAAUUGUCUUUGGAAAUUCCAAGGAUUAAAGCAACAUUCGAAACAAAGAAACAUCGCCGAUUCUUAAUGCAUCUCAUCGGCCAGCAUGCAAACAUUUCAAAUUACAAUUCGGCUCGCAAUAAGCAGGCACCAGAAGCUAUUGAACAAAAUGGAAUGGUCAUAUGCACCCAGACUGGUUUGAUUAUGAAAUAUUUUGGACAUUCUUGCGCUCCGAAUGUUUUUUCGGUCGAUUGCAAUGGACAAAUCAUUUAUACAGCAAUUCGGCCAAUCAAGAGAGGCGAUCUUUUGCAAGUAUCUCUUUUCAGAUUUUGGUCGGAACCAAAAGAAGUGCGACAAGAAAUCAUGUUAUAUCAUAGACGUAUCAAAUGCAUGUGUUCACGUUGCAUCGGUCCCGAUAUGCCAUUGGCACAACGAACGCAAUUGAAAUUCGAUCCGAACUUUAGACACGUUUUGUCGAAUGUGUCUUCUUUUAAGGGCGCAACUCUUUAUGAUGUUCAAUUACACGGAUUGGCCGAAAAAUGUAUUGCAUUUUUGCAAAAAUAUGGCCAUGGGAUUUGGUGUGACGAAAUUGACGACAUUGUCUCCAUAUACAUUUGGCUUCUACAGCUUCGAUUUAAUUAAUUAUGAUGUACCCAUUUUGAAAUCGUAUGAACAAGUUUCGAACCGAGGCCUGAUUAUCGAAACUAUCCAAUAUAUCACCGAUUAAUCUC
This is a messenger RNA of Sitodiplosis mosellana (orange wheat blossom midge), 1850 nucleotides long. RefSeq names its product SET and MYND domain-containing protein 4-like. The coding region runs from base 166 to 855 and encodes 229 amino acids. NCBI's taxonomy places the organism in Eukaryota, Metazoa, Arthropoda, Insecta, Diptera, Cecidomyiidae. The record is from RefSeq and is a predicted model, not a curated record. Gene Ontology annotation, molecular function: protein binding. The transcript has 2 exons.